Pelobates cultripes (western spadefoot toad) is the source of this 1011-nucleotide messenger RNA. The record is from the annotation of a GenBank genome assembly. Lineage: Eukaryota; Metazoa; Chordata; Amphibia; Anura; Pelobatidae.
AUGUCAUCAUAUCAACAUAAGAGUGGUGCUCAGAAACGUAAGCAGAAAAGGGAAGAGAAUUUGAGAACUGGGAAACUUCCAAAAAUAAGCAGCUACUUUUCCACUCCAACAACUGCUAGUGUUCCUCCUGUACAGAGUAACACUGAAAGUGAAAUGUCUGUGGAAAGUGCUAUCACAGAGGUGGAAAUCAGCGAGUGCACUCACUCCAGUUGUUUAGAUAUAGCGGGCGAUGAUAACCCUGAUGAAGGUAGUAGCACUAGUCUACCAACAAAAGAAAUAGUGCAGUCAUCAGAAAGCACCAAAUCAGGUGAUGAUUUUGCAUUGUUGAAAUCUACAGAGGCUUCUAUAGAAAGUAGUGUUGUAGGAGAGAAACAUGUUACUGAUAGGGGACAUUACCCUAUCACAAUAAUGGAUUCAAAUCUAAAGAGAUUUAUAAUAGCUCAUGGCCUGUGCCGACCUCCAGGACUUUUUUCACGCGAUCAGGAGAGAAGGUGCUCUUCUGAAAGCUAUUAUGAAAGAAUUACAAAAACAGGCCUUAAGAUCCCUGUGAUGUGGCUAUGCUACUCACCUAAACUGAAUGUAGCAUACUGUGAACCAUGCUGGCUGUUUGGGGACCGUAAAAAGGCAGGAUUUGAACCUGCAUGGGCAAAAGGAAUCCAGAAAUGGCAAAGGCUUUCUGCAAGAAUUCAGGUUCAUGAGUCUUCCCAAACUCAUAUAGAAGCCUGUGUAGUGUAUGAACAGUGGAGGAAGAACAAAACAAUUGAUGAGGAAAAUGAGAAGCAAAUUAGACAGGAAAAAAACUAUUGGAGACAAGUAUUACAUAGAAUUGUCAACGUUACAUUAACAAUGUCAAUGGCUAAUCUUGCCUUCCGUGGUCAUAGAGAAAAAGUAGGCGAGGUAAACAAUGGGAAUUUUCUCUCUAUUAUAGAGCUGCUCGCGGAGUAUGACCCUGUUCUGAAGCAACUCCUCCAGUUACCCCAAAAAUCUGUAAAAUAUUUAUUUAAGUCCUAG